AUGGUGCAGCCGCUUGUGAAGCCGAAGAUCGUGAAGAAGAAGACGAACAAGUUCUGGCGGCCCCAAUCCGACAGGAAAAAAUGCGUGCCCGAGAGCUGGCGGAGGCCCAAGGGUAUUGACUCGCGCGUUCGGCGCAAGUUCAAGGGCACGCCGCUGAUGCCCAACAUCGGUUACGGCAGCAACAAGAAGACCCGGCACAUGCUGCGCAGCGGAUUCCAGGUGUUCCGCGUGCAUAACGAGAGGGACGUGGAGCUCCUGCUGAUGCACAACAGGAAGUACGUGGCUCAGAUCGCCUCUGCCGUGUCAACGCGCAAGCGCAAGGCCAUUGUGGAGAGGGCGCAGCAGCUGGAUGUGAAGGUGAUCAACGGCAACGCUCGCCUGCGCAGUACUGAGGACGAAUAG
Messenger RNA from Closterium sp. Yama58-4, 402 nucleotides. Lineage: Eukaryota; Viridiplantae; Streptophyta; Zygnematophyceae; Desmidiales; Closteriaceae. The record is from the annotation of a GenBank genome assembly.